CCGCCAUGCCCAAAAGAAAGGCUGAAGGGGACACUAAAGGAGAUAAAGCCAAGGUGAAGGACGAGCCACAGAGAAGAUCUGCGAGGUUGUCUGCUAAACCUGCUGCUCCACAGCCAGAGCCCAAGCCUAAAAAGGCCCCUGCAAAGAAGGGAGAGAAGGUCCCCAAGAGGAAGAAGGGGAAGACCGAUGCCGGGAAGGAUGUGAAUAAUCCUGCAGAAAACGGAGACCCCAAAACAGACCAGGCACAAAAAGCUGAAGGUGCUGGAGACACAAAGUGA
This is a messenger RNA of Onychomys torridus (southern grasshopper mouse), 278 nucleotides long. RefSeq names its product non-histone chromosomal protein HMG-17-like. Gene Ontology annotation, cellular component: chromatin; nucleus. The record is from RefSeq and is a predicted model, not a curated record. NCBI's taxonomy places the organism in Eukaryota, Metazoa, Chordata, Mammalia, Rodentia, Cricetidae. The transcript has a single exon. The coding region runs from base 6 to 278 and encodes 90 amino acids. Gene Ontology annotation, molecular function: nucleosomal DNA binding. Gene Ontology annotation, biological process: chromatin organization.